GUGUGUAUGUGCAGUGCGUGUGUGUGUGUGUCUCUGUGUGGAGUUAUGGCUCUGUUCAUGGACUCAGACUUCUCUUUACUCAAGCAGAACCCGCAGAAAGACAUGGUGGAUUUUAAAGCUUUAUUUGGAGAACAGGAUCACUGUAAAGAUGCUCGGGCUGAGGGCGCGCUGUCCUCCCCGGAGCCGGACAGAGCCGCCGGACUGAUGGAGGGCCAGAGGAAGAGGAAGAGGACCAUCUUCAGCCGAGCCCAGCUGUCAGAGCUGGAGCAGGCCUUCGCUGUGACCCCCUACCCGGACAUCACCCUGAGGGAGAGGCUGGCCGCGCACACACACCUGCCCGAGAGCAAGAUACAGGUGUGGUUUCAAAACAGAAGAGCCAGAAGUAUCAAGACUGGGAGACUCCCCAAGUCCAACAAGUCAGUCCUGGGAGGUAGAGGGGUUGUUGAUCCCUCCACUGGGCCUGUGACCUCUGCUUUCCUCGCCUCAACCACCCUGGCAGACAUAUUCAGGCCGGAGCAGAACCACUCCUGUGAGGACGUCCCGCAAAUGUAUUCUGACUGGAUCCAAAUCUACAGCAACCCCGUAUCAUCGCCACCAUCUUCCUCGUCAAUCCACCAACAGCCCGCGCUGGGCUCCUCAAAACCUCCAGAGUCUCGUCUCUGGGAGGAGGAGCAGCACCACCAGAGGCAGCACCUGGGACCAGCGCUCCCGGGCUUCCUCCCCAGUUCUUUCCCUCAGCCCGUCAGCAGGCAGCCUCACCACCCAGCCUCCUCCCGCUCCUACCAGGCCUUCAGGAACUUCAAACCCCAGACCGUGGCUCCACCCGGGGCUCAUCAAGCUGUGUACGGCAGCAGCGCUGCAGGAGGAGGUCACACCUCUGUAGACCAGGUAGUCCCUUCCCAUCCUCAGCCGGUGUACUGGGAGGUAACUCAGGGCCAAGGACACCACCACCAUCACCACCACCCACACCAUCACCACCACCCUCAAAUGGGACCACAGACCUCCAUGGGCUACAUCUCAGACCUGAUCUACAACGCUGCUAUUGUCACCAACUUUCUGGAGUUCUGAUUAAUCUGGAUGUGGAGCAUGACCAGUGGAAUAUAUGAAUCCUGGGGCUUCUAUUCCUGUCAGUAUUUCCCUUUACAACACCUCUUGAGUUCACACUGUUCUGUGUGUUACUACUGCCGAUCGGUCCUCAAACCUCUAUAGAGUUGUUUUCAAGUUGUGGUUGGUUUGUCCUUGUCUUGUGUUUUUAGUAUGUUCCAGUCAUGUUUUAAAUAUGUUAGGAUCCAUUACAUCCCAGUUGAAAUUGCUAUAAUUUACAGUUGCAUUGGCUCAGUUUUUACAGUUUCAGUGUGCAAAACAUUCAAUGCAAAUCACAUGCCCAUCCCUCAGAAUACAGACACCUCAGCUACGUUAGCACAAGUUUCAGUGCCCAACAUAUCAGAGGUGUGGACUCGAGUCAAGACUAGGACUAAAGCUGGACUUGAGGCUCAAAUUUGAUUGAUUUGCAACUUCACUUGGACUUGAGACUUUUCACUUGAAAAUAUUUGAUACUGUCCCCCAAGCCCAAAGACCCAAAAGCACAAAAAGUAUGUGUGUCACAAAUCAAUUCCCAGCGAGUUGACACUUAAUUCCACAGAUCCACUUUGUUUGAACUAAUCCGACGGCAUCCAAUCCAUGAAGAACUAACGUUACUUUACUGAGCACCAGCUGGAAAAAAUGAUACCAAAGAUACUUUUGUUUUGCUCAUUCUGUUGUUAAAAUGGCAUUACAUUUGAGAGCAAAUUGUGAAUUGUUUAGGACUCAAAACUCAAAGUUUAGGACUUUAGACUUGCAGACAUGUGACUUGCAAAAACCUGAUUGAUCUGGUUGGUCCCACCCCGGAAAUUAAGUGAUCAGUACGUCAAACAUCAAAUGUAUAGCAGUGGUUGAAAGACAAAACGAGGAAAAUGAAAUGCAAUUUCUUUCCAUUUUAUUACUGUCAAAUGUUGUAAUGUAUUAUGGUAUGUAUUAUUAAAUGUAUUAUGUUGGUGAUGUAAAUGGCCGUUUAAUCAUUUCCAACAUUACUUUAGCUGACUGUAUUUUAUAUGAUCAGUCUUAUGUAAAUAUCUAAGGUUUGGGGUCGAUACAGACAGAA
This is a messenger RNA of Dicentrarchus labrax (European seabass), 2140 nucleotides long. RefSeq names its product SEBOX homeobox (gene sebox). Gene Ontology annotation, molecular function: DNA binding. The record is from RefSeq and is a predicted model, not a curated record. Lineage: Eukaryota; Metazoa; Chordata; Actinopteri; Moronidae. The transcript is spliced from 3 exons. Bases 7 to 1068 code for a protein of 353 amino acids.